CUAGUACUUGCAGUGCUGCUGUUUGACCUUACACACUCAAUGUAGUGUGGGCGGUACACGUAUUUUUAUAGCACCACAGAUCAUGUUUUAGCCCAGCUGCGAAGGCAGUUUUGUAUAGGUAGCAUACAUGUACAUAUGUACAUAUAUGUACUGUUUUUUCCGCGUUGGAAGGCAGCAGAACGGCAAGCAAGCGAGUGUGUGACAGAGAGCACAUUGUUCCUGAGUGGAGAUGGAAGAGACAAAGAGUCCGGAUGGUCCCCCGCCUCAUGACACCAGCCAGCAAGGGCAGCAGGGUCCGCAGCAACAAGCGCCCAAUCCGGAGCAGGUACCGCCACCCUAUUCCCAACAGGGACCAUACCCCCAGCCAGCCCCUGUCCCCGCCCCUGCCCCAGUCAUCACUGGCCAGCCCCUGCCACAGCAACAGCAGCCUGGCGCACAGUGGCAUCAGCAGCAGCCCACGGCGGUUGUGGUCAACGUGCCGGUCAGAUUCACCGCCUUUCCGAUGACCAUGCAGUGCCCCAAUUGUGGCAAUAGCAUCACCACUGAGACCAAGAAGCAAAACGGUAUUGCGACGUGGCUGACCGUCGGAGCCAUGUGCCUUUUUUUUUUUGGAUGUUUACUCUGCCCGCUUGGCUUGAUCGGUUUCUGCAUUCCUGCUCUGAAGGACACCAUUCACACCUGCCCAGUCUGCAAGUUUACCCUGGGAAGUCACAAACACCUGUAGACUUCCAGACUGAACCACAAGAAACACCAGACAUCGGUAUUCGUCUGGACGAUAAAUGCUAUGUCAAAAUUGCGCUGUAUGAGUUGUGUUGAGAC
Acanthaster planci (crown-of-thorns starfish) is the source of this 819-nucleotide messenger RNA. RefSeq names its product lipopolysaccharide-induced tumor necrosis factor-alpha factor homolog. Lineage: Eukaryota; Metazoa; Echinodermata; Asteroidea; Valvatida; Acanthasteridae. Gene Ontology annotation, molecular function: zinc ion binding. The record is from RefSeq and is a predicted model, not a curated record.